Messenger RNA from Periconia digitata, 1207 nucleotides. NCBI's taxonomy places the organism in Eukaryota, Fungi, Ascomycota, Dothideomycetes, Pleosporales, Periconiaceae. The record is from the annotation of a GenBank genome assembly.
UCCCCUCCACAGAUAAUCCACGCGGCCAACGUCCCUGGUAGUAAACAUAUGAGUGAGGCGAUGUUUGAUCUGACUAGAAAUCUCCAAAUAUACCUAAUAUGCGAUCAGAGACUUUGUGACACAGUCGCGCAAUCGUGUGGGAGUCAGCCCCAAUAACGUGAUACAUUUACUACCUUGUGCCUAAGGAUUAUCAUAUCGGUCCGAGCUACACGCACGCAUAUGUUGCCUGGAGCGCUAAAGGGCCCAACUCCUAUCCACGCAAUGCACCGCAUAAUAGUGAUGGUUCGUAUGCCUCGGAACUACACUAGGACGUAGAUCGUCCCUGGGUUCAUGUGCUCCUUCUCCACUCUUCCCCAAGGGUUUCGAACCUUGGGGAACAUAUAUCAAUGCUCACAUAUGCUCGCCCAACCCUCUCGUGCCACAGCUUACGGCGUUCAAUACAGACUUCAGUAUCAAUUUCAGCCUUGACUUUUCUGCUCAGUACUAGUGGAAGAGAUUGCAGUUGGUGACCAUGUCCGGCAACUACAAACAAGAGAUAUACCCCGUCAAGGAGACGUACUCGUCGUCCAUGUCGCUCAAGACCAACAAGCUCGUAAACGUACGCCAACUCUUGUGGAAAGAGCUUCCCGUUCUCCUUGGCGAAUUCCUGGGAACUUUCAUGUUCUUGUUCUUCGCUUUUGCAUUUGGGUUUUCGCUGCUUGUCAAUGUUGCGAUUUUCUCGGAUGUUAGCGGGGCUAUGUUCAAUCCAGCAGUCACGCUAGCUUUGUGGGGUGUUGGUAUGAUUCGUUGGCAACGGGUCAUUCACGCUAUCAUUGCGCAACUGCUCGCUGGCAUUAUCGCCGCCUUCCUCGUCUCUGUCAUGCUUCCCAGUAAAUUGGCCGUCGCGACCACUCUCAACGUCUCCACAACUUCGGUCUCACAGGGUUUCUUUCUGGAGAUCUUCAUGACCGCACAGCUCCUUCUAGCUAUUCUCCUUGUACCUAGUGGGCCUAGCAAACCGAUGUACUGCGGGUUCGCUCUUUUCAUCGCCCAUCUGACGGGCAUCUAUUCGACUGGCGCGAGCUUAAAUCCGGCGAGGACCCUAGGACCCAUGGCCGUUGUUGGUGCGCAAUCAUCAGAUUGGAUCUACAUUGUGGGGCCAGUCUUUGGCGCAGGUUUGGCAGCGGGCAUCUACAAAGUUUUGAAAAUGUCUCAGCAGGAGGAUUGA